This is a messenger RNA of Exophiala spinifera, 1032 nucleotides long. RefSeq lists its product as uncharacterized. Gene Ontology annotation, molecular function: membrane insertase activity. Gene Ontology annotation, biological process: mitochondrial respiratory chain complex IV assembly; protein insertion into mitochondrial inner membrane from matrix. The transcript has a single exon. The record is from RefSeq and is a predicted model, not a curated record. The coding region runs from base 1 to 1032 and encodes 343 amino acids. NCBI's taxonomy places the organism in Eukaryota, Fungi, Ascomycota, Eurotiomycetes, Chaetothyriales, Herpotrichiellaceae. Gene Ontology annotation, cellular component: mitochondrial inner membrane.
AUGUCAUUACGGCACCCUGUACGAUGUCUUCCUAGUUCCUCGCUCAGAUAUCGAGCUCGCUCCUCUCCACGACACUGCGGGCUCCAAGCCCUGAGCCCGAGGCAAUUCCAUGCCUCCCGACCGAACUAUCUUCUCGCAGAAGUCCUUCAACUCUCCGAAGCCACCUUUCAGCAAGUUCACAGUCUGAGUGGACUAUCAUGGGGUCUCUCGAUCCCUCUCACGGCCGUGGUGUUUCGCCUCGCGUGGCUUCCGAUUCUCUACGUCACCAAUAAAGCCAAUAAGCAAGAACAAAAAGUAGCCGGCGUGCUCAAGGGAUGGCGGAGGGCAUAUCAAGAUCGGGCCAGGAUGAAGAACCCUCAUGGAACCGAGCAAUCGGCUAAACUGGCAGAGUCAUGGGUACAAGCGCACCUUCGCACCAAGCUCAAAGAAAUCAAGCAAAACACUCCCUACAUGAGCUGGCAGGCACGACUUGCUCUGCAGUUCUCCUUCCUCCCCAUCUGGUUCAUCAAUGCCCAAGUUAUCAGAAACAUGGCAGGCGAUGAUAGAACACUGCUCAGUCUCUUCACAAAGUCAGGUGAAGAAGCGCAAACCAGCGUAAUUCAUACUGAACCAGGCCUGGCAAACGAAAGCUUUCUUUGGCUGCCUGACCUGGUUCAAUUUGACCAUACCUGGGUGCUGCCGUUGACAUUUGCCGCUUUGUCGGGGGCCAGUGUCUGGCAGAUGCUCGGGAAAGACAUCAAGCAAAGACAGAGCAAGAUCGUAGGCAUGGAUCAGGGGUGGACCAGGACCCGCGAAGUCUGGAUUCUCAUGGUGUCCCAGUUAUUUGCUGCCAGCCCUUUCAUUUUCGGCUAUUUGAUUAUCAGGGGUGAGAUGCCUUCCGCCGUCGUCCUCUACAUGAUCGGAAGCGUUGGAAUGCAAAUGGCACAGCGUCCCUUCGUGAGAUAUGUCCUUGGCAUCAACAAGUCAAUGGAAGUUUUGGAGACCAGAGUUCCAGCACUCAAAGGUCAGAAAGAGGCACCCCGGAAUACCUGA